This is a messenger RNA of Pelobates fuscus (common spadefoot toad), 2901 nucleotides long. It is a transcript of the gene NACC2, whose product is annotated as NACC family member 2. Gene Ontology annotation, molecular function: protein binding; DNA-binding transcription factor activity, RNA polymerase II-specific; RNA polymerase II cis-regulatory region sequence-specific DNA binding. Lineage: Eukaryota; Metazoa; Chordata; Amphibia; Anura; Pelobatidae. Gene Ontology annotation, biological process: regulation of transcription by RNA polymerase II. The record is from RefSeq and is a predicted model, not a curated record. Bases 178 to 1923 code for a protein of 581 amino acids. The transcript is spliced from 6 exons.
UCUGGGUGCAUGGUAAUUGGCCGAUUAUCCCUGCCCAUCUAGUGCCCAGGCGGAGGAGAGGGGGGAGGCAGAUAGCCGGUCUUCCUACGGCCCAUAUAAAUGGGUGCGCCUGGCAGAUGUGAACUGCCGAAGAGAUCUUUGUUGAAUGUCUAAAGAACCUGCAAGAAUUUCCCAGUCAUGUCACAAAUGCUACACAUAGAAAUUCCCAAUUUUGGGAACACCGUGCUGGGAUGCCUGAAUGAGCAAAGGCUCAUGGGACUUUACUGUGAUGUAUCCAUACUGGUGAAGGGGCAAGCCUUCAAGGCUCACCGCGCAGUCCUGGCCGCCAGUAGUUUGUACUUCAGAGAUUUAUUUAGCGGGAACAGCAAAAGCGCCUUUGAGCUGCCAUCCACUGUCCCCCCAGCAUGUUUUCAGCAAAUCCUUUCAUUUUGUUACACUGGAAAACUGACCAUGGCGGCGAGCGAACAGCUCGUGGUCAUGUACACGGCAGGAUUCCUUCAAAUCCAGCACAUCGUAGAGAGAGGUACAGACCUGAUGUUCAAAGUGAGCUCGCCGCAUUGUGAUUCUCAGACUACCAUGAUCGAAGAUACCAGUUCUGAGCCACAAAGUCCCUGCAACCAGACCCAGGCUGCUUCGGUGCCCUGCGUCAUGUCCCCUGCUAUGCCCAUACCUCUUUUAACCCGGGUGAAAAACGAGAGUCUGGAGCUACAGCCAGUAGCCGUCCCCAACGUGCAGAUCAAGAGGUCGGUGGAUGCUCACAAUAGAGACAGCACAGGAGGGUCCAUGUCCACCCCGGUUCCACCAAAACUGUCCCGUGUACCCUACUACGGAAUGUCUAGUUUGGCCGCCCUCUUCCCCAAUGUUCAACAAGUUCCGUACACUCAGGGGGAGCGGACAAGCCCCGGUGCAAGCAGUAUCCCCACCACUGACAGCCCUACUUCAUACCACAAUGAAGAGGAUGAGGAAGAUGAUGAAGCGUAUGACACAAUGGUAGAAGACCAUUAUGGACAGAUGUAUAUCAAGUCUACAGGGGGUUAUUCAGUUGGCCAGGAUAAGGGCGAUCAGAUACAAGGCUCCUUGGAAAACCGUUCCUGCGUUCUGAUUCGACGUGACUUGGUUGCACUCCCUGCCAGCCUCAUAAGUCAGAUCGGGUACCGCUGCCAUCCCAAACUUUAUUCCGAAGGCGAUCCUGGAGAAAAAUUGGAACUUGUCGCAGGCUCUGGUGUUUACAUCACCCGCGGCCAGUUGAUGAAUUGUCACCUCUGCGCAGGUGUAAAGCACAAGGUCCUGUUAAGACGCCUGCUGGCCACUUUCUUCGAUCGGAAUACACUUGCCAAUAGCUGUGGUACUGGCAUUCGGUCGUCAACCAGUGAUCCCAGCCGGAAGCCUUUGGAUAGCAGGGUUCUUAACGCUGUCAAACUGUAUUGUCAGAAUUUUGCCCCGAAUUUUAAGGAGAGUGAAAUGAACGUCAUUGCUGCAGACAUGUGCACUAACGCCCGCAGGGUACGCAAGCGCUGGCUCCCCAAAAUCAAGUCUAUGUUACCUGAAGGUGUGGAGAUGUAUCGCUCUGUAAUGGGGUCAACAACCGCAGGCAUUCCCUUAGAGACAGAUUUCCAGGCAAGCCCGGCGCAAGCAUUCGAGCAAAGAAUCUAUGCAGAGCGGAGAAGUGAUCCUAGCGCCAUUGUGUCACUAAGAACUAACACAGCAAAUAUUGACCUCACCAAUGGGUCCAACCCUCCAUUUGAACAGAGCCAAGAAGAAGGUACAACGGGAUCUGUCAUCCAAGAGGUAGGUGGCACAGAUCCCUUGGCGGUGGAUACCCAGAGCACGCCUCCACCACCUUUUGAACAGGAGUCUGGCUCCACCAGCAGGCCAGAGACACCGGCGAGGAGGCAAGACUCAACUUAUGGAGGAACUUUAUAAAGAAAGAAGUUAGAACCGUCAUGACCUAAAAGGGAUGUGUAGAGUCGAAGCUGCUUGCAUGCAUUACUAAUUAAAAAAAAUGUGAUCAGCUACUUACCUACAGAACUGCUACUGUUGCCUGAAAAAAAUGUGAUUUUUAUUCUGCUUGUAUUUAAAAAAACAAAACAAAAUAUGAAGGAAAUAAUCGCAUUCAUUAUACUGUAAAUGAUUAGGUCAAGAAGUUGACCUAUUUAGGAAACAACAACAAAAAACGGGCUCCUUUUUAAUAGAACAGAAUUAACUCUAUGAAAAGAAAAAAAGACCGCUUUCCCAUAUUUUUCUCUUUCGAUCAGUUUGAUCUACUUAUCACUUGCAAGCACGUUUUAAAGAAAAAAAAACAAAAAACUUUGGUAUUGCUCAUGAAUCGAAUACAUGGAGAAAAAGUAAAAAAAAAACAAAAAAAACUUUAUGAUCACAUCAGAUGUGAGGAAUGACUACAAUGUUCCUGGGCCAUAUUAAAAGUCAACUGUUAGGGUUACGUUGGGACUUCUGAGAAUGAGAGCGAGGUGCCAUAAAGCAACGUUGUUCGCAACAAUUUAUCCAACACUAAAAUAGUCGGAAAAACAGGGCAUACUUUAUUUCUCUGUUUUCAUUGGAUAGAUAGCUUCGGAAUUUGCUACAUAACGAAGAGUCUCCUAUACUUCAUUGGGGGAAGUACAGUUUUAGUUUUUUUAUUUUAAUGAAGGUUCUAUAUCAUUUUGAGGAGAGAGUGAAAGUUUUCUUUAGCCGUUUGUGUUUUGUUUUGUUUCUAGAUGAGAAGCAAGAAAACGUUCUAUAAAAUUCUUCAUUCUAUCUGGUUUGGUGGGCUAUGCCUAAUGAAACCUAACUAGUCUUGUUUGGCAAAUGCUAAAAAAAAAUUUGUCCAGAUAAUCUAAUGAUUUACAUGUACUUGAAGGCAGAUGGUGAUUUUGAAACAUUAAUGUCAUGUUAAGUUUUUAU